Molecule: messenger RNA, 4095 nt
Organism: Epinephelus lanceolatus (giant grouper)
Lineage: Eukaryota; Metazoa; Chordata; Actinopteri; Perciformes; Serranidae
Gene: klhl15
Product: kelch-like family member 15
Biological process (GO): protein ubiquitination; nuclear protein quality control by the ubiquitin-proteasome system
Cellular component (GO): Cul3-RING ubiquitin ligase complex; nucleus
Molecular function (GO): protein binding
Source: RefSeq, a predicted model, not a curated record
UGGCGUCCGCAAAGCCUGUGGACCGCUGUGGUUUGUUACCCGUUUAAUUUAGAGCCGAGUGGAGGAUAGAUGGACGAUAACAUGGCAGUGCAACGCUGCCGCCGCCCGCUUCCUUGAUUCCGGAAUCUAACCCGCAACUUCAUGUCCGAAGGAGCCAGAGCUGCCUGGUCGAAGAGGGGUUGUGGGGAUUCGCACCGCCGAGAACCAGGGAAACAUAAACACAGGAAAUGCGAGCGGCCCCUUAGUGCUCAGCCGUCAAAGCCUGUGAUUGUUCGCCCGGGCUCCAAAAGGUGUGUUAUGUCGGGGGCAGAUGUGGAGGUGUACCUGUCCCAGGUGCACGAUGGGAGUGUGUCGUCGGGCUUCCGGGCGCUGUAUGAGGAGCGUCUGCUGCUGGAUGUCACACUGUUGAUAGAGGAGCACCACUUCCAGGCCCACAAGGCGCUUCUGGCCACCCAGAGCGACUACUUUCGGGUCAUGUUCACAGCAGACAUGAGGGAGAGGGACCAGGACAAGAUCCACAUGAAGGGGCUGACAGCCGCUGGGUUCGGCCACAUUCUCCGAUUCAUGUACUACGGCUCUCUGGAGCUCAGCAUGCCCACCGUCCAAGAGAUCCUUCAGGCGGCCAUGUACGUCCAGCUGACGGAGGCGGUGGAGUUCUGCUGCUCCUUCCUGCUCGCCAAGAUCUGUCUGGAGAACUGUGCCGAGGUCAUGCGCCUCCUGGAGGACUUCAGUGUGGGUGUGGAGGGUGUCCAGGAGCAGCUCGACAACUUCCUGCUUGACAACUUUGUCCCCCUUAUGAGCCGACCCGACUUCCUGUCCUACCUCAGCCUCGAGAGACUGCAGGCGUACCUGAACAGUGAUGCUCUGAGUCGCUUCCCAGAAAUUGAGCUGUAUGAAGCUGUCCAGUCGUGGCUCCGACAUGACCGGCGGCGCUGGAGGCACACUGACACCAUUGUGCAGUCCAUCCGCUUCUGCCUCAUGACUCCUGCCAACAUCUUUGAGAAGGUGAAGACCUCAGAGUUUUACCGUUACUCCAGACAGCUGAGGCAGGAGGUAGAUCAGGCGCUCAGCUACUUCCAUGAUGUCAACCAGCAGCCUCUGGUGGAGACGCGCUCCAACCGUAUCCGCUCUGUGCGCCCGCAGACGGCUGUUUUCAGGGGAAUGAUCGGUCACAGUAUGGUCAACAGCAAGAUCCUGCUGCUGCAGCGCCCAAAGGUGUGGUGGGAGCUGGAGGGACCUCAGGUGCCACUGCGACCAGACUGCCUGGCAAUCGUUAACAACUUUGCCUUCCUGUUGGGUGGAGAGGAGCUGGGGCCUGACGGGGAGUUUCACGCCUCCUCCAAAGUCUACCGCUAUGACCCCCGACAGAACUCCUGGCUACGGAUGGCUGACAUGUCUGUGCCCAGGUCGGAGUUUGCUGUUGGCGUCAUUGGCAAGUUUAUUUAUGCUGUAGCGGGCCGCACGCGAGAUGAGACUUUCUAUUCCACGGAGCGCUAUGACAUUACAGAGGACCGCUGGGAGUUUGUGGACCCAUACCCUGUAAACAAGUAUGGUCAUGAGGGGACGGUCCUCAAUGGUAAACUGUACAUCACCGGUGGUAUCACUUCCUCCUCCACCUCCAAACAGGUGUGUGUGUUUGAUCCAGGGCGGGAGGCAGGAGGAGGCGGAGGAGGAGGCAGCUCAGGUGGGUCAGACGCACACAGGACACGCGCCAGCCGAGGCCCACUGCUGCCUGGCACCCAUGCCAGCUGCUGGGAGAACAAAUCCAAAAUGAACUAUGCCCGUUGCUUCCACAAGAUGAUCUCUCACAACGGGAAGCUGUACGUGUUCGGAGGAGUGUGCGUGAUCCUGCGAGCUUCCUUUGAGUCGCAGGGCUGCCCAUCCACCGAGGUGUAUGACCCUGACACUGACGAGUGGACCAUCCUUGCCUCCAUGCCCAUUGGGCGCAGCGGCCAUGGGGUGGCAGUGUUGGACAGGCAGAUCAUGGUGCUGGGCGGCCUGUGUUACAACGGCCACUACAGUGACUCCAUCCUCACCUUCGACCCUGAUGAAAACAAAUGGAAGGAGGACGAGUAUCCCAGGAUGCCUUGCAAACUGGACGGUCUGCAGGUGUGCAGUCUGCACUUCCCAGAGUAUGUGCUAGAGCACGUCAGACGCUGCAGCUGAGGUCUGCUCCACAACAAGCCUCCUUUUUAUAGAAAUGGAAAUGCACUGUUCAAGGCCUGAAGUCUCCCACUGGGAGAGCAGGUGUUUACAGGUGGGAGACUCGACUGAUGCACAGGCUUUUCAACUAGAGACCAGCACUUACCUUAAGGUGAGGAAAAGAUGGCGUGGGCCAUACAUUUGCUGUUCUUAAUGAAGCCAGUCGAAGCGUGGCGUGGUGAGACGCCACAUGUUAAAAGUCAGCUUGAACAUUUUCAGAAUUAGCUUUCUCAGAAAAUCAAGGAAAAUCAUUUGUGGGGAGAAAAAAAGGUUUCAUUUUGCUGGUUUAUGUUUCAGACUGUGGUCAGUUUCCUAUUCUACUACUCACUUACUGUAUUUAGGCUGUCCAGUCAGGCUUAUUGCAGAAACGCACUGGAAGCGUCAGAUUCAUGCAUUUACAAAGGGACCUGUAUUUAUUUUACUUCACCAGUCUUCUCAGUCUAGUCUGAAUUAGGUUUCUCUGCCUGCACCCUGAGAUUUCAUCGCGUUGAUUAAUCUAUUUAAAGGCAAACAAACAUUGUGUAUAAUGUUAAUCAAGGUGCUUUUAUUAAGAAAUAGGUUAGUGAAAGCCAAAACUAUUUCAAACAAUCAGAAAAUGCCCUAUAAGAUAUAUAUCUGCAAGUUAAAUCAUACAAUCAGGUAUAUAAAGACAAUAUUAACACUAUAUAUACUGUAGUGUAGCUAAUCUUAUAGCCAAAUAUACGAAACAGAUUCUAGACAAAGGCCAUUAAACAGAUACCAUGUUGUUGCAGAUGCUGCUGAUGCUUCAAUCUGCUACCAGCUGCAAACUGUCAGAUUACUCAUUCAUAUACUCGCUUCCAGUGCGUUCCAGCUUUUAGUCCUAAUUCUGCUCUUUACUCCAGAUAUCCACCAUACUGUGGUCAUGUUCAUAUAACAUCACUGUGUCUUUCUGUGUCCCUUCUUCUUCCUCUGAUGUGUGUGAGAGAGAGAGCUGAAUGAUGGAGAGGAAAAAACAUAACACUACAUAGCACACGAGGGUUCAUUUGUCAUUCAGUGAGGAUGUCAUGAUGGUGACUCCUACACAGCAGGUUUUUUUUUUUUUUGCAUAGGAAGUAAAGAUCUUUCUGUCAGAGCAGCUCUGUAUCCGUCUCGUCACUGGCAGUGCUUUACUCUCAUCUACAUUCCCUGCACUUUGUUUUGGGCUCUUGUUGUGGCUCUUGGGUGUAAAUGCACUGUUCUAUCCUUUCAAACCAGCUGUAGUAUUACAGCAUGAUGUUAUCUUACAGGCAUUUAGCAGUGUCUGAAAUUAACCUCUGGCUGAGAAGUUAAGAUGAACAAAAAAUGCACCCACCAUGAAUUAUACAGCUAGUUAAAAUAUUUAAGAAACAUUGGGCCUCAUUGUGGAGGAACAUUUUCAUUUUCUUAUCCUAAACUGGAAAGGUUUCAUUCACAAAAAUGUUGCCAAAGAGUAGAGAGAAAACUUUCACACUGCGUAGCUUCAAGUCCUGCUCUUGGAAAUGAGCAAACAAAUGUAAUUGUGUCAGUGUAGUGUUAUUAAAGGAUUACUUCAUGUCCCAGAUGAUAAUUCGUAUGUUACUUUGAAUUCAUGAAGAAAACUUUGCAUGCCUCCAUGGUAAACAAGGGAGAAAAUUCCUCAUAAUGGAAGUAAAUGGGAACUGUCUUUAACAACAGCAAAACUAUAUCAAGACAUCAACACUCACACAACUUGUGCAAUAGUAUCUAACUCAUUUAUCUACUUGUAUGCUCAGUACUUCCCAAAAAUAAAUUUUUUUUCUAAAACCUCACUAUUUAUAACACUUUCCAUAAAAGGUCUUAUACAUGGACCAGUAGCGUGCCUCCGCUGUUAAUGCAGAAGUGUUUUAAAUACUUAGGUUUUAGUAAAAAUGCAUGUUUUUGGGAAGUACUAUACAU